Molecule: messenger RNA, 1195 nt
Organism: Drosophila erecta
Lineage: Eukaryota; Metazoa; Arthropoda; Insecta; Diptera; Drosophilidae
Exons: 2
Coding region: 83-1195 (370 amino acids)
Source: RefSeq, a predicted model, not a curated record
CAAUUUGAAGUUUGCGCCAAUAAAAUUACAGCCUCAGAUGUUUAUAAUUUAAAAAAUAAAAAACUAGAAAAUAAACGCGAAAAUGGGUCGCAGUAAGGUGAUUAGAAAGAAGCAAUUGCGACGACAUUCAGUUAAACAAGAGAAUACCGAGGAUUAUUAUUUGACACCCGACGAGGUGCAGGAAUCGGUUGAGCGGUGGUCAUUCCUUUGGCAAUAUACUCCGGAUUGUGAUUCCGAAACAGAGGGCAGCUCAACUUCCACCGUAACGCAACAGGAUCCAACUGCCUAUGGGGACUGGUGUUUGCCCGGUGGAGAAUUCGAUUUCCAGACUACCGGCAAGGAAAUGCUGAUGAAUCUCAGCAAAUUUCCCUAUCCGGACCUAAUCCAUCCGCCUGUUCUGUUGGACACCAAGUUGCCCAACACGCUGCGUGUUAAUCGCCGACCCUAUAUCACCCACAAAAUCUUCGAGUACGUAAUGCCGGACAUAUAUAAUCGGGCCAAGGAGAUCAUGGAGCCACCCGUGUGCGAGGGAGCCGUGGGCUAUGAUCCCAUGUACUUUGACCCACCCAUGUUGAUCAAACCUCUCUGCAAGUACAGCAAGCAUCCUUACUUCUCAGCCACGUGGAACAAUACCAGCGAGGAGUCCUGGAUGAACUGGCGUCGUUGUGCCAAAAUGUUGCUGGAACUUAAUGAGUCGCUGGUGGAUUACGAGAAGCUACCUCGUGGGCCUAAAAACUGCCAGUACAGGCGCAAUAAACUUCUGUCUGGAUUAGGAAAGGAUCCGGAGCGAUGUACAAGGUGGCUGCGUCCCAGGACCAGGUUCACUUUGAAUCCGGAACCCGAUGCGAUCGACAAACAGUGGGAGGGGCUCGAGGAGGAGCAGUUGGCCUCCGAUGAUUUGUACGCAGACAUUGGGAACGAAGAACUCGAAACGGACACACAGCCCUCAUGUAACGCCUCAGUGUCGGACGAUCUCAUUCCAAGGAUAACCCAAUCGCAGUCGGAUAUCAAUCGAGAUUAUUUAAGGACGAGUUUGAUAAUAAGGCGCUGUCAUAGUUUGAACAGUAUUUGGGAUGAGUUCCUCAGUUACGAAUCUCUGAAUCAUGAAACCAUAAUCGGGAGUCGGGAGUCGGGAAUCGGGCAACUGCCACCGUACAAAUGCGACGACUGUUGGCCUGUUGAUUCAAGCGAUUAA